GGACCGUCCGCGAGACGAGGGGGUGGGGCCUUGAGGCUGGGCUCCUCGACGCUAGUGAAGUCGGCAGCUACCUCCGCUGCGCCCGCUCGGCUUUCCAAGACGCGGUGGGGGCUGGCUUCCUGCUCCAAGCCGAGCUGCCGGGCCUUCUACGAUUGCAGGCAGACCAUUGUCCUCCAGAAACGAUGGUUGUCGCUGGCCCCAGCUGGGACUCUGCCAGGCUCCAGUGCUCAGUCUAAGUAAAGGGCCCUCUUCCAGCCCUGCUCUCCAUGCCUGUCAUGGCCACACUCAGCUACCGCCUGCUUGUCUGGGGACACAGGGCACCCAGCCCCAGCCCUGAGAGGUUAAGCCAGGCCCUUUGGCUCCAUUUCACAGGGGCGUUCUGGGCACCCUUUCAGACCAAGAGCAACUGAUGCCAUGGGAGAAGACUCUGCCCACCUGUUCACUCAUCUGGCACUGCCCACUCUGAGACCCCUGCAUUGGGUCCCUCUAGAAGUGCCAACCCUGUGAACCCCUCCCCUGUCCUCUGACGCUGAGAAGGCCCUGCCCACCCCCACCAUGUGUGAAGUGAUGCCCACAAUCAAUGAGGGGGACCCCCUGGGGCCUCCCCAUGGCACCGAUGCUGAAGCCAACUUUGAGCAGCUGAUGGUGAACAUGCUGGAUGAGCGGGAGAAGUUGCUAGAGUCCCUUCGCGAGAGUCAGGAGACUUUGGCUGCAACACAGAGCCGGCUCCAGGAUGCCCUCCAUGAGCGGGACCAGCUCCAGCGCCACCUUAACUCUGCGCUCCCCCAGGAAUUUGCCACCUUAACCCGGGAGCUGAGUAUGUGUCGGGAGCAGCUUCUAGAGAGAGAGGAAGAGAUAUCUGAGCUGAAAGCAGAGCGGAAUAACACAAGGUUACUUCUGGAACAUCUGGAGUGCCUGGUGUCCCGUCAUGAACGGUCACUGAGGAUGACUGUGGUGAAGCGUCAGGCUCAGUCACCUUCAGGGGUUUCCAGUGAGGUGGAGGUGCUGAAGGCUCUCAAGUCACUGUUCGAGCACCACAAGGCCCUGGAUGAGAAGGUGCGAGAGCGGCUCCGGGCAGCCCUGGAGAGAGUUACCACCUUGGAAGAGCAGUUGGCGGGUGCCCACCAGCAGGUGUCUGCCCUGCAGCAGGGGGCAGGGGUUCGGGACGGAGUGGCGGAAGAGGAGGGGUCUGUGGAGCUGGGACCGAAACGCCUGUGGAAGGAUGACGCGGGCCAGGUAGAGGAGCUGCAAGAGCUCCUGGAGAAACAGAACUUUGAGUUGAGCCAGGCCCGGGACCGACUGGUCACCCUGACUGCAACCGUGGCGGAACUUGAAGAGGACCUGGGCACGGCCCGCCGGGACCUUAUCAAGUCAGAGGAGCUGAGCAGCAAACAUCAGCGGGACCUCCGAGAGGCUCUUGCCCAGAAAGAAGACAUGGAGGAGAGAAUCACUACACUGGAGAAGCGCUACCUGGCUGCUCAGCGUGAGGCCACAUCGAUCCAUGAUCUCAAUGACAAACUGGAGAAUGAGCUGGCCAAUAAGGAGUCCCUGCACCGCCAGUGUGAGGAAAAAGCCCGACACCUGCAGGAGCUGCUGGAGGUAGCAGAGCAGAAACUGCAGCAGACAAUGCGCAAGGCUGAGACACUGCCAGAAGUGGAGGCUGAGCUGGCCCAGAGAAUCGCAGCCCUCACCAAGGCUGAAGAAAGGCAUGGCAACAUUGAGGAGCACCUGCGGCAGCUGGAGGGACAGCUGGAGGAGAAGAACCAGGAGCUGGCAAGGGUGCGCCAGCGGGAGAAGAUGAACGAGGACCACAACAAGCGGCUGUCAGACACCGUGGACCGGCUACUUAGCGAGUCGAAUGAGCGCCUGCAGCUCCACCUCAAGGAGCGCAUGGCAGCCCUGGAGGAGAAGAACACGUUGAUCCAAGAACUGGAGAGCUCCCAGCGGCAGAUUGAAGAGCAGCACCAUCACAAGGGCCGCCUCUCUGAAGAGAUUGAGAAGCUGCGCCAAGAGGUGGACCAGCUGAAGGGUCGAAGAGGGCCAUUUGUGGAUGGCAUCCACUCCAGGGCACACUUGGGCAGUGCAGCGGAUGGGCGGUUCUCCCUGAGCACAGCUGCCCAUGCACCUCAAGGUUUGCAUCGUUGCUACUCCUCGGCACUGCGGGAAGAGUCUGCCAAGGACUGGGAGCCAUCUCCACUGCCUGGGGUGCUGGUCCCCGCAGCCACCCCUGCCUUUGACAGUGACCCUGAGAUCUCUGAUGUGGAUGAGGAUGAGCCAGGGGGUCUGGUGGGCUCCAUGGACGUUGUCUCCCCCAGCAGCCACUCAGAUGCCCAGACCCUGGCCAUGAUGCUGCAGGAGCAGCUGGAUGCUAUCAACGAGGAGAUCAGGAUGAUCCAGGAAGAAAAGGAGUCCACAGAGCUCCGUGCUGAGGAGAUUGAGACACGAGUAACUAGCGGAAGUAUGGAGGCCCUAAACCUGACCCAGCUGUGCAAACGUGGUUCCAUCCCCACCUCUCUGACUGCCUUGUCCCUGGCCAGCGCAUCCCCUCCACUCAGCGGCCGCUCCACACCUAAGCUCACCUCCCGCAGUGCUGCCCAGGACCUGGACCGAAUGGGGGUCAUGACCCUGCCCAGUGACUUAAGAAAGCAUAGGAGGAAGCUGCUGUCACCAGUGUCUCGGGAAGAGAACCGAGAGGAUAAAGCCACCAUAAAAUGUGAGACUUCUCCUCCUUCCUCACCCAGGACACUGCAGCUAGAGAAGCUUGGCCACCCAGCCCUGAGCCAGGAAGAAGGCAAGAGUGCUUUGGAGGAUCCAGGCAGCAACCCCAGCAGCAGCAACAGCAGCCAGGACUCCUUGCACAAGGGCGCCAAGCGCAAGGGCAUCAAAUCAUCCAUCGGCCGCCUGUUUGGAAAGAAGGAGAAAGGCAGGCUGAUCCAGCUGAGCCGAGAUGGAGCCACGGGCCAUGUUCUGCUGACAGACUCCGAACUCGGUCUGCAGGAGCCCAUGGUGCCUGCCAAGCUGGGGACCCAGGCAGAGCGGGACCGGCGGCUGAAGAAGAAACACCAGCUGCUUGAAGAUGCUCGCAGAAAAGGAAUGCCCUUUGCCCAAUGGGACGGCCCUACUGUGGUCUCCUGGCUAGAGCUCUGGGUGGGGAUGCCUGCUUGGUAUGUGGCAGCCUGCCGGGCCAACGUCAAGAGUGGUGCCAUCAUGUCAGCCCUGUCGGACACAGAGAUCCAACGGGAAAUUGGCAUCAGCAAUGCCCUACACCGGCUCAAGCUCCGGCUGGCCAUCCAGGAGAUGGUGUCGCUGACCAGCCCCUCUGCCCCACCCACCUCCAGGACUUCUUCUGGAAAUGUUUGGGUCACCCAUGAAGAGAUGGAAACUCUGGCAAAAUCCACUAAAACAGACAGUGAGGAGGGCAGCUGGGCUCAGACACUGGCCUAUGGGGACAUGAAUCAUGAGUGGAUUGGGAAUGAGUGGCUGCCCAGCCUGGGGCUUCCCCAGUACCGCAGCUACUUCAUGGAGUGCCUGGUGGACGCUCGCAUGCUGGAUCAUCUCACCAAGAAGGACCUCCGGGUCCACCUGAAGAUGGUGGACAGCUUCCACCGAACCAGUCUUCAGUAUGGCAUCAUGUGCCUGAAGAGGCUGAAUUAUGACCGGAAGGAGCUGGAGAAGAGGCGGGAGGAAAGUCAGCAUGAGAUCAAGGAUGUGCUGGUUUGGACCAACGACCAGGUGGUACAUUGGGUCCAGUCUAUUGGGCUCCGGGACUACGCUGGAAACCUGCAUGAGAGUGGUGUGCAUGGUGCUCUGCUGGCCCUGGACGAGAACUUCGACCACAAUACAUUGGCCCUGGUCCUCCAGAUUCCCACUCAGAAUACCCAGGCACGCCAGGUGAUGGAGAGAGAGUUCAACAACCUGUUGGCCUUGGGCACAGACCGGAAGCUGGAUGAUGGGGAGGACAAGGUGUUCCGCCGCGCGCCCUCCUGGAGGAAACGCUUCCGGCCGCGGGACCACCACAGCGGCGGAAUGCUCGGCGGCUCGGCGGAGACGCUCCCGGCAGGCUUCCGCGUGUCCACCCUGGGGUCCAUGCAGCCCCCACCAGCCCCGCCCAAGAAGACCAUGCCUGAAGCCGGGACGGCGGGGGCGCAGAGACUGGAGACCUCCACGGUUCGGACCUACUCCUGCUGACCCCGCCUCCCGCCCCGGGUCUGACGGGAGAGUGCCCGUGGCUCGGGCUCACUCCCAUUAUCUCUACGGACACAUGCUCUCCGCCUUCCGGGAUUAGGCACAGCCCCCAAGGCCGGCUUUCUCCUGCUUGGUUUCACAGGCUCGGAUAGCCCUGACCCCUCCUGCUCGGUUCCCUUACUCCCAGGGCUCCUAGUCUCAUCCGUGACUUUCCAGUGCCCAGAAUAUAAGAAUAUACACGUCUACCCCCUCGGCAUCCCACUAUCCAAAGUCCAACGUGUGUCCCUUGUCAGGCUCUUUGGGAUAUGGCUACAUCUCCUAGUGCCGUGGAGGCAACCAGGUUGUCCAUGCUUGUGGGUCUGCUGGGGAGAGAGGAAGGCAGCCCAAGAUGGAUGGACUCCACCCUGCCUCUUCCGCAUCUAGCUGGUUUGGAAUGCAACCUCCAACAGAGACCAGGACAGGGCAUCUAGGGCUGGGGGUGGCCCUUCCCAGAAAGGGGCACUUUGGGCUUCCUUGUUUGGGUUAUUUGGUCUCUGCCCUAGUCUGGAGCCCAGAAACAAGAGGUUUCUGUCUACUUCUGGGUUGGACUAGAUGGUCUACAUCUGAUUUUGGCACCCUCACCCUGCCUCCCCCACCUCAUCUGCACAGCUGCACUGCAGCUCCUGCUUCACCUUCAGGACCUCCUUAGGGCCUGGGAAGGGCUGCGGAGGGUUCCAUUCUUCCUGAGGAUGAUGAGGCUGGGAAAAGUGAAGGCUAAGGUGGAGACUCCAGGCUCUGGUUUAAGUUGAAUCCCAAACACCUAGCCUAAGGAUGGGGGAACUUUCAGCCCUCCUGCCCAGUGAGAGGUGCAGGCUAGGUCAGCUGGAGGAAGAGCCAAUGGCCUGUGGUAGCUUUAAGACCAGAUGGCAGUGGGAAUGCCUCCUGCACCAACCAUGUGGUGGAGCUGCUGCUGGGCUCAGGGGAGGGGAGGGAUUGUGUGGAUGUCUUGGCUCUGGGGCAGAACAGAGCUAACCAUGCACUGGCAGCUAUGCUCCCAACGUCCCUUCCCUUGCUGUCCCUCUCGGCCCCACUUCUUUGAUGAUCCCAGCCCCAUAAGAAUACACUUAAUGGGUGGAUUGAAUAUACACUGUCUUUAAAAUCUGAUAAUCUGGGGCUUCCUUCCCCUCAUCUCCUUGGAAGAAAAUAAAGCUUCCUCUUUAGUGAAUCAUGUCCAAGGUCCAGGAAAUCCAGUGUUGGUGAAGGCUGUCAUUCUCCUGCAUAUCUGCAAGCCACCACCCCUUGUAUAGGGCUCUUUUGUUGUGCAGGGACUGCCUCCUCCAGAAAUUCCUGAGACCUGCCUAGUUUUAGUUGCUUUCCCCAGCAGCGUGGCAGCAUCCGUGGCUGAGGGAUACAGGUUGUGGUUUGGUUGAAAUGUCAUUUCCAAGAAAUCUCUCCUUUUCUCCCAUUUACUCAUCCUGCUAAGGUGUCUGAAAGUAUAUGGGACCCCAGUUCAGUGUGAGUUUAUGGAACCCAGGGCUUCAUCCAAGUGAGAGAAGAGGAGAAGUAUUUAGAGCAUGUUUCUUGGAGAGGGGCCAGUGCAGUGCCACCUUGCAGGUUUGCAGGCUGAUGACUUGGGUUCCGAGCAGGAGCUUGGCUAGCAGGUGGGAUGAUGGGUUGGAAGCACCCUGUCCGGAAGGAGUAAUGGAGCCUGGGGCAGUGCCAGGCUUACAGCCUCCUGCUGCUUUGCAGUAGAGGAGAGGUCCACCAGUGGUGGGGCUGGAUAGGUUCCCAUAGGUGUGGGCAAGGCAUCCACCUGCCCUUGCUCUCCCUCAUUGUUCCCUGUCCUCCCUGUCAGGAUGCUGGGAAAGGAGCUGGAGGAGUUUUUGAGCAGCAAAUGAGUGGGAUGGAGAGAAAGAGCACCUGUCCGUGGGUAAUGGAUGUUAAGAUUAUGGAAAAACCCCAGAUUUCUAAGAUUAGUGAAGUUGGAGACCACAGGGCCAUCUGACUCCUUCAGGGAACUCUGAUGGGCUAGCCUAUGGGAAGUUCAGCCCUAGCCUCUCCUCUACAACGUAGCCCUCUCAUGGUUGGUCACAUCAUAAGGCAUCAGCCAGGAGAACCAAGGUCUCUCAGGGCAUCUUGGAAUAUAUUGCAGGGAGGUGACGAAGAAGAGGAACUUCUGCAUACAUGAUAGAAGGCUCUCGUCUUGGCGUACCUCUUGUCUCACAAUCAAUGUACUUUUUAUUUGGAGAGUCACCGGUGACCUGCCUCACCAGCCUCCUGUAUCUAGUCAGGUCCCUUCUCAGUACUGUACUGGUUCAGUGCAUCAGGAAUGGGUGUGUGGGUGUGUAUGAGUGUGAGUGUGGGUAUGUACAUACCAAUAAACAACCUGGUUUUGAGACAGCAUACAA
This is a messenger RNA of Sus scrofa (pig), 6572 nucleotides long. It is a transcript of the gene PPFIA4, whose product is annotated as PTPRF interacting protein alpha 4. Gene Ontology annotation, biological process: synapse organization. The record is from RefSeq and is a predicted model, not a curated record. Gene Ontology annotation, cellular component: presynaptic active zone. Gene Ontology annotation, molecular function: protein binding. Lineage: Eukaryota; Metazoa; Chordata; Mammalia; Artiodactyla; Suidae.